Schistocerca serialis cubense is the source of this 714-nucleotide messenger RNA. Its product is annotated as zinc carboxypeptidase A 1-like. Gene Ontology annotation, biological process: proteolysis. The transcript has 6 exons. The record is from RefSeq and is a predicted model, not a curated record. Gene Ontology annotation, molecular function: zinc ion binding; metallocarboxypeptidase activity. Bases 1 to 714 code for a protein of 237 amino acids. Lineage: Eukaryota; Metazoa; Arthropoda; Insecta; Orthoptera; Acrididae.
AUGUGGCUCUUAGAGGACGGUGAGAGCACUGGCAAGAACAGCACGGACUACGACUGGGAAACGUACCAGGACCUGCCUGAGCUGAACGCGUGGAUAGACGCGGCCGUGGCCCGACACCCUGAGGUGGCGUCGAUCCUCGUGGCGGGCAGCUCCUUCGAGGGGCGGCCGCUCAAGGGCGUCCGGAUCUGCCACGGGCCUGGCAGACCCGUCGUCUUCGUUGAGGCCGACUCUGGCUCCAGCGACAACCCCCGCUCGCCGCACUACAGAGGAUCUUCGCCAUUCUCGGAGCCAGAGACGCGGUCGCUGUCGGAUUUCCUGCGAGGCCUGAAGGGGCGUCUGCUGGUGUACGUCUCGCUGCACACGUACAAGCAGGCACUCACGUGGCCCUACGGGCUCAGCUACGAGCGGGCGGACAACAACCAGGAGCUGAUGGAAGUGGCCGGCAUAUCGGCGGAAGCACUUUCUAGAAGAUACGGCACCAAAUAUCAGACAGGGACUAUCUUCGACAUCUUCGGAGGCGUGUCCGGCAGCAGCGUGGACCGAGUGAAGAAGUGGCUGGGCGCGCGCUUCGUGUUCGAGUACGAGCUGCGCGACACGGGCGGCUUCGGCCUGCUGCUGCCCCCCGCGCAGGUGCGGCCCACUGCCGAGGAGACGGCGGACAGCCUCGUCGCCAUGAUGCGCGAGGUGCUAGCCCGCACUGCAGCUCCACACUAG